Molecule: messenger RNA, 6387 nt
Organism: Salvelinus fontinalis (brook trout)
Lineage: Eukaryota; Metazoa; Chordata; Actinopteri; Salmoniformes; Salmonidae
Gene: snrka
Product: SNF related kinase a
Exons: 6
Coding region: 455-2944 (829 amino acids)
Biological process (GO): intracellular signal transduction; protein phosphorylation; microtubule cytoskeleton organization
Cellular component (GO): cytoplasm
Molecular function (GO): protein serine/threonine kinase activity; ATP binding; tau-protein kinase activity
Source: RefSeq, a predicted model, not a curated record
CUUUAAAUUGGAGAUAGUCUCAAUGGUGCUGCCCAUGCUGUCACAGACCCUAUAAUUGCACAGAUACAAACAUUGGUCUUCUAUCUAUCUCUAUGUGUCAAACACACUUACGGCGCCGCCGCAACCGUUUCUGGGAGGAGAAUGAUUUCGAUGAGAGCUGCAAUUCAAUCCCAGGAACGUUGCAAUGCCUUGUUUCACUGAUGAGGUUUGGGUAUAGGCACCGUGUGAGUGUCAUUGGUAAUCGCAACAGAGGAGGAUAAGAUUCGCUAAUAAUAAACUUUAUCGCGGGUAGAACGAAGGACAUUAUUUAUCAUCCAGUCUACUAGCUAGCUGAAGAUUUCGGCUUGAUGUUUACUGGAGAGAGAGUGGAAGUGGACAUCAUGGGCACGACAUUAACAUCCAACGUGUUGAAGUAAAGUGGACCCACGAGACUGCUUAAAACCCAUCCCCAGCCAUGGCAGGCUUCAAGCGAGGGUAUGAUGGCAAGAUUGCAGGGCUUUAUGACCUGGACAAGACGCUGGGCCGGGGCCACUUCGCCGUGGUCAAACUGGCGCGCCACGUCUUCACGGGGGAGAAGGUGGCGGUCAAGGUCAUAGACAAGACCAAGUUGGACACGGUUGCCACGGGUCACCUGUUCCAGGAAGUGCGUUGUAUGAAGCUGGUGCAGCACCCCAACAUUGUCCGGCUCUACGAGGUCAUUGACACGCAGACCAAGCUCUACUUGAUCCUGGAGCUGGGCGACGGAGGAGACAUGUUCGAUUACAUCAUGAAGCACGAGGAGGGCCUCAGUGAGGAGCUGGCCAAGAAGUACUUUGCCCAGAUCGUCCAUGCCAUCUCCUACUGCCACCGGCUGCAUGUGGUGCACCGUGACCUCAAGCCGGAGAACGUGGUGUUCUUUGAGAAGCAGGGAGUGGUGAAGCUCACUGACUUUGGCUUCAGCAACAAGUUUCAGCCAGGGAAGAAGCUCACCACCAGCUGUGGCUCGCUGGCUUACUCUGCCCCAGAGAUCCUGCUGGGAGAUGAGUACGAUGCUCCGGCCGUAGAUAUCUGGAGUCUUGGUGUGAUCCUGUUCAUGCUGGUGUGUGGACAGCCCCCCUUCCAGGAGGCCAACGACAGUGAGACCCUCACCAUGAUCAUGGACUGUAAAUACACUGUACCCACCCACGUCUCCAACGCCUGCAAAGAUCUGGUAGGCCGGAUGCUGCAGCGGGACCCAAAGGGACGUGCGUCUCUGGAGGAGAUAGAGAGCCAUGCCUGGCUGCAGGGCGUGGACCCGUCCCCAGCCACCAAGUUCAACACCCCCCUGGUGUCUCAUAAGAGCCUGUCUGAGGAUGAGCACAACGGGAUCAUACAGCGCAUGGUGCUGGGGGACAUCGCAGACCGAGAGCCCAUAGUAGAAGCCCUGGAGACCAACAAGUACAACCACAUCACUGCCACCUACUUCCUGCUGGCUGAGAGGAUCCUGAGAGAGAAACAGGAGAAGGAGGUCCAGACACGCUCCUCCAGCCCCAGCAACAUCAAGGCCCAGUUCAGGCAGUCCUGGCCGACGAAGAUUGACAUGCAUCAGGACAUCGAGGACAGUCUGGCAGCCUCCUCCAUCUGCCACGCUGGUGGUCCCCAGUCCCCCGCCCGCAGCGCUGAGAACCUUCUCAACGGACACCGCACCAAAGGCCUGCUGGAGCUCCGCCGGGACGAGAGCAACGCAGGGGCCUCCGGUGCCCCUGCCCCCGUUUCUGGGCCCCCUAGAGCUGGGGCCACGGCCCCCACACCCUCCACCUCCUCAGCCAAGCAGCACAGCUGCCUGUUCAGGGUGGAGGAGGAUGAAGAGGAGGAAGAGGACCCGUCCCCUCUGUCCACCCAAGUGAUCCUGCGUCGCAAGGCUCCAUCUAUCACCAACCGGCUGACCUCCAGGAAGAGCGCCCCGGUCCUCAACCAGAUCUUUGAGGAGGAGGGUGAGUCAGACGACGACUUCGAUAUGGACGAGGGGCUGCCACCCAAACUCAGCCGGCUAAAGAUGAACAUCGCAGCGGCCGGGUCGCCGGGCACCACUCAGAAACGCUAUCACCGCCGCAAGAGCCAAGGCCGUGGCUCGUCCUGCUCCAGCUCAGAGACCAGCGACGACGACUCCGAGAGCCACCGCCGGCGUCUGGACAAGGACACAGGCUUCACCUACAGCUGGAACCGCAGGGACAGCAGUGAGGGCCCACCUGGAAACUCAGGGGGAAAUGGUGGAGGGAGCAGUGGAGGGCAGAGUAAACCCCCCGGGGAGGGGGGAAGCUCAGGACCAGACAGGGGCAGUCCUCCUGGAGGGGGAGGUGGGGGGAGUAGUGACAAUGGAGGGAGUGGUGGUAGUGGGGGAGGUGGUGGUAAGGGACAGGGUUCCCCCUCAAGUUGUUCUAACGGCAGCAGUAACCACUCGUCUUCAGGCUCAGGGUCCACGCGGAGACACUGUGCCUCCCGCAGCCCCGGGGCAGCAGAGCUGGUGGAGAGCCUGAAGCUCCUGAGCCUGUGUCUCAGCUCCCAGUUACAGCACAGGGGGAGAAGUGGAGGCCCCGGCCUGGCAGGGGGGAUGGGCCAGUUCAUCAUAGACCCUCAGAACCUGUCCAAUAGUCUGUCCAGUAGCCUGUCAGCUGGCAGCGUCAAGACACAGGAGAGGUCCUCUUGGAAGAUGUGCAUCGGCUCCAACGGCAGCUUGGACCUGGAGUUAGACACCAUCGCUCUGCCCACCACCGCUGUCAACAGUCCAAGGACAUACACAGACCAAACGGCAGCAGCACUUAGCGAACUGGCCCUGGCCACCAAGGAGAAUAACAAGCUGAACAAGCUGAAAAAUAAUGUUCUCCAGCUACCUCUGUGUGAAAAGAGCAUCUCUGUGAACAUCCAGCGCAGCCCUAGAGAAGGGCUCCUGUGUACCUCUCAGGCCAGCUGCUGCCAGGUCAUAUGACACACACUCCCUGGCGCCCUCUGACACCACUCUGCCAGUCCAAUCUGUCCAACCACAGUCACCGCUGUAGCAUACGUCUGACCUCAGAACACCUCACCAUCAAAACCUGCCUUCUGCUGUUGUCUUAAAAGAUGACACUUUUUAUUGUUUUUGUUUGUUCACUAGGACCUAUGAGCUGCAUGCUGCAGGGAAUUCUUUUGUUUCUGCUACAUCACUAGCUCCCCCGGGAAUGAGGUAACACAACUAAACUCAAUUCUAAGGUGAGUUGGGGUGUUGAUGAGCUGAGGUAACAGAACUUGAACUAAAUUGUAAGGUGAGUUGGGGUGUUGAUGUAAACAUAAAUAUGGAUGUGGGUUUGAUUUUCGAUUAACUAUAUUUUGGGGUACAAAAUAGCAAACUUUUAACAGUGGGUAAGUAGUAGCACGUGAUAGUAAAAGGGUAAGCACUUAAAUUCGAUUAUUGAUCUACUGUCUACUAAGUAAAGGGUAUGCUGGGAGAGAUAGAGGAGGACAAGACAGAGAUACCUGUCUUCAUACAGCUGGGAGAGAUAGAGGAGGACAAGACAGAGAUACCAGUCUUCAUACAGCUGGGAGAGAUAGAGGAGGACAAGACAGAGAUACCAGUCUUCAUAUAGCUGGGAGAGAUAGAGGAGGACAGGACAGAGAUACCAGUCUUCAUACAGCUGGGAGAGGUAGAGGAGGACAGGACAGAGAUACCAGUCUUCAUACAGCUGGGAGAGGAGAACAGGACAGAGAUACCAGUCUUCAUACAGCUGGGAGAGAUAGAGGAGGACAGGACAGAGAUAUCAGUCUUCAUACAGCUGGGAGAGGUAGAGGAGGACAGGACAGAGAUACCAGUCUUCAUACAGCUGGGAGAGGUAGAGGAGAACAGGACAGAGAUACCAGUCUUCAUACAGCUGGGAGAGAUGGAGGAGGACAGGACAGAGAUACCAGUCUUCAUACAGCUGGGAAAGAUGGAGGAGGACAGGACAGAGAUACCAGUCUUCAUACAGCUGGGAGAGAUAGAGGAGGACAGGACAGAGAUACCAGUCUUCAUACAGCUGGGAGAGAUAGAGGAGAACAAGACAGAGAUACCAGUCUUCAUACAGCUGGGAGAGAUAGAGGAGGACAGGACAGAGAUACCAGUCUUCAUACAGCUGGGAGAGAUAGAGGAGAACAAGACAGAGAUACCAGUCUUCAUACAGCUGGGAGAGAUAGAGGAGAACAGGACAGAGAUACCAGUCUUCAUACAGCUGGGAGAGAUAGAGGAGAACAAGACAGAGAUACCAGUCUUCAUACAGCUGGGAGAGGAGAACAGGACAGAGAUACCAGUCUUCAUACAGCUGGGAGAGGAGAACAGGACAGAGAUACCAGUCACCAUACAUGGUCCUGGAGGAAGGGAAGUAACCUGUAACCUUCAUGUUGAUAUAAGCUCCUGCCAUGCAGUCUUAAAACACAACGACCAACUGAGACAAACUUGGUAACUUCUAGAGAUGUUUUAAUUUGAUUCAUUGAUGAACCUCCAUUUUACAGCGACAGUGACCUACUGUCUGAAACAUUAUUUCACUUUGAUAUUGCACACAGACAAUCUGUUUUAUGUUAGUAUUUUUAAGUGUAUGGAAUUAAAGAUGCAUUUUAGAUGGCUAUACAGCUCUCACUGAAUUGAUUUUGAAGGCAACAUGAAUUAUUGUUUCCAAACCGCUGUUUAACAAGUGCUACUUCAACACAUCUGGUUUACUUUGGUGUUACUGAGAGCCAGUAACCUGGGAAAAUAAGGCUUCAGCUGCGUCUUUAUUCCAAGCUCAAUGCAGAAUACAUCAACCUAUUUGGGUCAAAUACUACUAUACUUACUAUUGUAUAGUGAAUACAGGUAGGAGCUGCAAUCUUUUAGACACUAUUCUAACAGAAAGGGUCAUUCAUCUGUAAUUAUAACUACUGCUGUUCAUUUGCAAAUUGGGCAAAACUCCUGAAAUGAUUCAAAGUUCAUGACGACGUGUCAAGCUGAAUGUAAAGUACACUGGUAGACUAGUAGUGUAUUUUCUUCCUGUGCUGGGCUUCAAGGUAGCAGGCAAGCAGACCCACACAGAUUUAAUGUGGUCCCGUUCACAUGUUGGUCAUGUCCUUGGUUGACCACCUGCCAUGUUGACGUAACAUCUUAGAAAAUGCAUUUUAAGAUCAAUAGAAGAGCAGGAGAAUUGAAAAGAAAAAUGUACUAAUUAAUUGAAAAGUGCAUUGGGUGUCUGUAUUCCAGUGGACCUGUGUGCACCCACCCACGUCUUUGCUUUGUUAGACUGUUUUACUUUCUGUUACUGUAACUGACUGGUCUUCUGACUGGCCUGGCAGGCUGGUCUUCUGACUGGCCUGGCAGGCUGGUCUUCUGACUGGCCUGGCAGGCUGGUCUUCUGACUGGCCUGGCAGGCUGGUCUUCUGACUGGCCUGGCAGGCUGGUCUUCUGACUGGCCUGGCAGGCUGGUCUUCUGACUGGCCUGGCAGGCUGGUCUUCUGACUGGCCUGGCAGGCUGGUCUUCUGACUGGCCUGGCAGGCUGGUCUUCUGACUGGCCUGGCAGGCUGGUUUGUUUGUUUUUAAAGGGUAUAUGUUGAGUAUGUAUAUAUGUUUUAAAAAGUUAUAUUUUUGAACAAUCUGCUGUUUUAAAGAUUAUUAUGUGUUGAAAUGGGCCCGUGAGUCUUUCGUUGGGGACUAACAUUGCAGUGUGUCACACACACCCCCACACCUUACUGGACACUGCAGGGUGAAGGUUUUACAUUCAGGAUUAGUGGUUCAGUAGAGCACAUGCACCUUUCAGGAGAGAUUCCUGUCUGUAAGCUUUAAAGGACUGGGCUUAGUAAAGAAGGAAAGAAAUGGGGUUGUAGGGAGAUGUGGGGAUAUAUUUUAAGGGCAUUGGCAAUAAGCUACAUGUUGCAGCUAUCUGUAAAUCAACAUAUUUUUGUUUUAUAUUUCAACCCUGUACAGCCUUAGAUUGAAAGGCACCUCGGACUAAAAACUAACAGAGAAAGAUAUCUUGAGUAUUUUUUUCUUUUUCUUUUUAAACAAAAUGUCUGUAAAUAGAGAUGUAAAUAUGGUGCUCUAUAUUUCGAGACAGCAGAGUGAACCUUUUGGUGCAUAGCUGUAAGUAUAGCCUUAUUAGUAAUGGGUGUCUCCAAGAAAAGAACAUGAUUUAUUCAUGUCUGACCGUUGUCUUACCCAGAUGGAAACAGGUGAAUGACAUGUGCAUGUGUUAUAUGUUUAACAUUAUCCAUCCAAGGACAUCGAGAGCGGAAGAACCAUCCACUGAAUGUUACUGGACCAAACCAUGUACUGGCUAAAAGAAAAUGAAAAUAUGAAAUGGCAGAAUUAUUAAAUGUAUUAUUCUGUAGUUGAUAACUGUUGUCAAAAGUUACAUAUAGCUAUGGUAAUAUCCAAAAUAAAAUGUUGUGGAAAAUGA